Messenger RNA from Bufo bufo (common toad), 3471 nucleotides. RefSeq names its product myelin protein zero-like protein 3. The transcript has 6 exons. NCBI's taxonomy places the organism in Eukaryota, Metazoa, Chordata, Amphibia, Anura, Bufonidae. Bases 36 to 791 code for a protein of 251 amino acids. The record is from RefSeq and is a predicted model, not a curated record. Gene Ontology annotation, cellular component: membrane.
UGCUGGACGAGACUGGGGAGAGGGCGAAGGAAGACAUGGAGGAGCGGCGGGGCAGGACGGGGGCCUGGAGCACCACACUGCUGCUACUGCUCCAGGGCUUUAUCGGCGUGGGCUGUAUAGACAUCCGAAUGGACUCCGAAGUAUACGGGGUUGAAGGAGAAUCGGCUAAAUUAUGGUGCGCCUUCUCCUCGAGGGACUCGACGUCUGAAUUAGUAACAGUGGACUGGAGCUAUCGCCCUCAAGCAGGAGGUCCCAUGGUCACUAUCAUGCACUACCAAUCAAAACCGUACCCCACAUCAGUUGGACCCUUCAAGGAUCGUCUAAAGUGGGAAGGGAACAUUGAAGGGGGAGAUGCUUCCAUUUUGUUGGAGGAUCUGAAACUCACAGAUAACGGCACCUUCACAUGUACAGUCAGAAAUCCACCAGAUGUCCACGGGAACUUACCACAGAUGAAACUGACAGUAACCUUGGAAAGUGUCACCUUUAAGUUCACCACAGUCAUAUUGCUGUCCUCUUUGGUGUUCAUCCCCUCUGCUUUGGUCUGCAUAAUACUGCUGAUAAGGAUGAAAAGAGCGAUCAAGAGAGACCGGUUGAGGAUCCAGAAAGUGAAGAAGUCUCCUAUUGAAGAAUCCCAAGAUUGUGUAUAUAAUGAAAAUGAGAGAGCUCCGCUCCAUCGUAGUUCAUCUGUGGAGAAGCCCCCCGGCUGUCUGGUGAGGCUCUGUCUGAGUUGUAUGCGUUGUAUAGAUGACGAUGACUAUGACUACACAGCAGACAAGAAGAGUCUUGUGUGAAUGGACACCUAUGGAUGCCACAUGAAGAUGACAUCCAAGCUUGAGUCAUGUGAAGGAGGUUACGAAUUAUACAGGAUUCUGUGGACUUUGUAUUAUCCUGAAUUUUAAGUGUCUUUUAGUACGACUGCACAGUAUGGAUUAUAUUUAUUGUGUGUGAAUUUUAACAUGUAAUUUACCUGAAAAAUAAGACUUUCCAAAGUAUUGGUGUAACAUAAAGUUACCAGUUUGCUAGUAACACCCAGACAUUGUUAUAUACCAGAAGUAUUCUUUUACAUUUUGUAGCUUGAUGCUGUAAUGGAGUGGGUGUCCUGGAUUCUACAAGUGAGGGCCUAUCGUAAGGUAAAGCCAUCACUAUCUGAUCAGUGUGGGGGGGAGGGAUCGGGGAAUCGGGAUCUGACACCCAGCACCCCCGACAAUCUGCUGUUCUGCACUAGCUCCAUCACCAGAACUUCACAGCGCCAUCCAUUGUGUAGUGGACAGAGCUGGUUACUGCAGCUUGCAUUGAAGUGAAUAGGAGCACAGAACCAGCUCCAUCCAAUACACAAUGUGUAGUUCCAGCACUGACUUCCGGCAGCGGAGCUAGUGCAGGACAGCUGAUUGGCCAUGCUGUGUAGUGCCGAUCUGAGGAUACGCCAUCAUUUGUAAAACCCUGGACAACCCCUUUAAAGGGAAUGUGAUCAUAGUUCUUCCAGUUAAAACUAGAUAGUGAUAUAUUCUAUUUUUCGAAUCUGUUUUUAUUUUCGGAUUGUUGAUUUUAUUUUUAUUUUUUUAUACUAUUUUCUAAACAUGAUUAUGGUGGGAGAAGGGGACAUCUUGCCUGAGCUGCUGUUAACAGCAUUCAGGGAUUUUCUAUGCAGCUGCCACAUGGACCAUAGACACAGUAGUCUGGAGGGGAUUCAUUAAUAUCGAAGGGAGAGUAUCUUAAAGUGUAACUGCCAUUCUAUUUUUAUUUGUGUAAUGUAUAGGGGCAGUGAUACUGACCAUUUUUGUAAUAUACUUUAAUUACUGAAAUCAUACAUUUCUAUUAGAAAAUAGCUCUAAAAUCGCCCAUUUUGAGCCUUAGCAAUGCUCCUCUGUCUUCUGUUUACAUAACAAUGGAGACUUGCUAACACUGAAUGUAUUAUGUAAACGGAAGAUAGAGGAGCGUUGCUAAGGCUCAAUAUGGGCCACUUUAGAGCUAUUUUUCUAAUAGAAAUGUAUGGUUUCAGUAAUUAUAUUACAAAAAUGGUCGGCAACACUGCCCCUACACAUUACACAAAUAAAAAAUGGAAUAUCAGUUACACUUUAAAGCCCCUUUACGUGGCCCGAUGUAGCAAGCAAAGGUUGGGAGGGGAAGAAUUCCUUCCUGACAAUUGCCUACUUGUCAGUGGAGGAGACCACUGCAUUUAUGUGCAGUGAUCUCCUCCACUGUAUAGGGAGAGGUGAUCACUAAUGUCAUCGCUUGUCCCCAUACAGAAUCAUUGUUUACCGGUAGGAAAGGCUGUUUAGAGAGCAUGAUCUGCUGCCGGCAAAUGAUUGUUACCCGUUGAACGAGUAUUUCGUUUCACCUUUACACAGGAAGAAUAUCGCCAACGAGCAUCUGUACAGGCGCUCAUUAGCGAUAAUCUGACUGAACAUUGCGCAAUGUAAAGGGCCCUUUAUGCACGUUUUGUGACCUGUGCAGAGGUCAUUGUACAGGGAGGGAGUAGAUAGGCUGUGUUAUUACAUGUUGUGUAUCGUGUAUUAUCUAUCGGUCUAUCUGUCGCUUACCUGUCAUUGCAAUGCUGCCUUGUCUGUGAUGAUAAUGAGAUGACUGCUGAUUAGUGAUCUGUCCCUAAAUAGAUUUGUUGGCCUGUUAUUAGGACUAGUGCAAAAACUGCAGGAUUUUAGCAGGAGCUCCGUACAGUAAUAGAAUGUAUGGGCUCCAAUGAGCCGAAGUUAUUACGUCGCAAGACUUUUUAAAUUAUUUUGUACUGUAAAAAAACAUUUCCCGAACUCUGGUUCGGUUCCAAGUGGUACCAUGCAAGUUAAGCAUCUAAUCUUUAGCCGUUCUCCAGCCAAAGAUGGAAGGUGCCAGGAAAAACUGAACACCAGUUAAUUUUUUACCAGGAACUGGCAGAACGUCUUGAAGACCGAUAAAUAAGUGUCAGUUUUUGGCGUGCUACUUGGCUGAAAGAUAGUUUCUGUUUAUAUAUAAGGGGUUAUCACAGGAAGACUUACUACUGAGACCCUAUGUAAUUAGGUGGUAUUACCUACAAAACUACAGAGAGUACAAAUUAUCGGUUAUGGCUAAUAGAACAGAUUCCUAUUUAAGAUUAGCGAAAUUGGGCAUGUUCCUCCCCCACCCCCACCCCCCUGGAACAGCGCCAUCCUUGUCCAUAGACCAUGUCUGGUAUUGUUACAGCCUGUUACAAGGAUGUAACGCUGUUACAGAAAAAGAAAGCCGGACCCCUGUGAUAUGUAAAAGUGUGGUUUGCUUUCUCCCGAUGUUCUAAUGGAUCCGAGCGUACGUUGCACUAAUCCCUCCUAUUUGUAUGUUCCACUGAUGUAUGAACUUCACAAAAAGUGUAACUUUUUAUAAACUUUAAUCAGAUGAAGAAUUUUAUUUAUCUUGAUAACUUGUUUCUGCUGCUAUGGUGUGUAUAUAAAGUCUUCUGCAUUCAUUAUAUAUGCUUUUAUAUUGCUACAGUGAUUAAAUGCU